Molecule: messenger RNA, 1615 nt
Organism: Arachis ipaensis
Lineage: Eukaryota; Viridiplantae; Streptophyta; Magnoliopsida; Fabales; Fabaceae
Product: 1-acyl-sn-glycerol-3-phosphate acyltransferase
Biological process (GO): phosphatidic acid biosynthetic process
Cellular component (GO): endoplasmic reticulum; membrane
Molecular function (GO): 1-acylglycerol-3-phosphate O-acyltransferase activity
Source: RefSeq, a predicted model, not a curated record
UUUCCUUGAUAGCGUUAUACUAUACGUUUUAUUUUCUUGACACACUUUUUCUGUUCACAACAAACACUUUGAAUUGAAAGAGAAUGGCUUGUGCUGGCUUUGCUUCAUGUUUUCCCUUCUGAGCUUUUCUCUUUGCUGCAGCUUUUGAGAUUAGAGAGAAGGAAGUGAAGUCAUUUAUUUACUUGGUGGAUUCAAUUAGUACCAAAAUUUUCAGAGAUUUUGUUUUUUUUGUUAUGGAAAAUAGUGGUGGUGGUGCCCUUUUGAGGAAUAGAAGGUUGGAGAGCUUCUUAGAUACAAGCUCUGGUCUAAGAGUGGAAGAAGCUCCAAAAAUUUUGGUUAAAGAAAGACCGGAACACCGGCUUAAGAAGGAUGUAUAUAUCAAUGACAACGGGUGGGUUUCGUCAAUCAUUUCCUGGAUCAGGAUUGUGACAUGUUUUGUGUCUAUGAUGGUCACAACAUUCAUAUGGGCAUUGAUCAUGGUUGUGCUUAUACCAUGGCCUUAUGAGAGGAUUCGGCAAGGCAAUAUUUAUGGCCAUGUCACUGGUAGAAUGCUGAUGUGGAUUCUUGGUAAUCCUAUAAAGAUUGAAGGUGCUGAGUACAAUAACGAAAGGGCGAUUUAUAUCAGUAACCAUGCAUCUCCAAUUGACAUUUUUCUUAUAAUGUGGUUGACUCCUACAGGCACUGUUGGUAUUGCCAAGAAAGAGAUAGUAUGGUAUCCUCUAUUUGGGCAACUUUAUGUUUUGGCCAAUCAUCUUCGAAUAGACCGAUCCAAUCCAACCUCAGCUAUUGAGUCCAUGAAUGAGGCAGCUCGUGCAGUUGUAAGAAACAAUCUGUCCCUGAUAAUCUUUCCGGAGGGUACCAGGUCGAAGAAUGGACGACUACUUCCUUUCAAAAAAGGUUUUGUCCAUUUGGCCCUACAAACGCGCCUUCCUAUUGUUCCGAUGGUCCUCACCGGUACUCAUCAGGCAUGGAGGAAAGGCAGUUUACAUGUCCGACCGACACCUCUUGCCGUCAAGUAUCUUCCUCCGAUAAGCACCGAAAAUUGGAAGGCCGAGAAGAUCGAUGACUAUGUCAAAAUGGUUCAUGACUUGUAUGCUGCACAACUUCCUGAGACUCAGAGGCCUUUGUCCUAAAAAGGUUCAUAGUCUUAGUCCACACCAAAUCUAGAAAUCAUUGCAUGUUUCUAAAGAAGAUUUAUUGCGCGCUCCAAUAAUAUUUACACUCACUUAUUUUCGUCUAAAAUAGUUUAGAGUUAAACAAAAUAUUCAGAAUAAGUGAGUGUAAAUGUUACUGGAGCGCGCAUUAAAUAUUCUGUAAGAACAUACAAAUAUUUCUCGCGUAAAUUCUUAGGUGAGGUACCUCUUUUUAUAAAAGCAUGAGUGUGUUCCUCUAAAUUAUAAGAAGUUAUAAUAUAUAGCUAUAAUAUCUUUUACAAUAAGCUUAGAUAGAAAUCCUUAAUCUUAGGAUUCAUCUUCACAUGUAAAUUAAUUAAAUGUUUUUGAGCAAUUUGGUCAAUGUGUUGAUUCUUGUAUAUUGUAUAACGCUUGUUCAACCAGAUUCCAUAUGUUCAAAUCAUGCAAAUGCAAUACAAGAUUCAUCUCCCUUCAUGAGUGUA